Molecule: messenger RNA, 1802 nt
Organism: Elaeis guineensis (African oil palm)
Lineage: Eukaryota; Viridiplantae; Streptophyta; Magnoliopsida; Arecales; Arecaceae
Source: RefSeq, a predicted model, not a curated record
CCGCGCCGUCGCCCGCUACUUCCUCGAUAAAACACCAAUGGCGAAGAACCGCAGCCGUCCGAUCGGUGCUCCGCCAUCCAUACUCCUCCCGAUGCUUUUAGUCGUGGCCCUGAUGCUUCUGCUCACCCCCCGGGGCGCCGACGCCCAACGACCAGCGCCCAACUACGACGGCUCGUACGGCACCUACAACGCCAACGUCAGCUCUUCUUUGGCGAUCCUAAUCGUCUUCUUAAUCUGUGCCUUCUUCUUCGCGGGCGCCCUCACCGUCUAUUUCCACCGCUGCGCCGGCGACAACUACGCCUUCUCCGCCGCCGCGGCUGGAGGCGCUGGCGGAAGAGCAGCGAGACGGGGGCUCGACCCGGCGGUGCUGGAGUCGUUCCCGACAAUGGCGUACGCGGCGGUGAAGAAGGUCGAGGGCGGGAAGUUCGGGGCGCUCGAGUGCGCGGUGUGCCUGGCCGAGUUCUCGGACGACGACACCCUCCGACUGCUCCCGAAAUGCUGCCACGUGUUCCACCGCGAGUGCAUCGACGCCUGGUUCGCCUCCCACGUCACCUGUCCCGUCUGCCGCUCUAACCUCGCCGACCCCGAGGUGGCGGCGGAGGCGGAGGCGACCACCGACGGUGGCGCCCCGGUCCCCCCGGAUCACGUGGCGAUCGACCUCGAGGGGGAGGAUCGGGAGCCGGACGAGCCGGACCUGGAGCUGACCGCGAGACCUAAACCGCCGACAGGGAAGUUCCGGCGCUGGCACUCGGAGGGGCGUUCGGCAGAGGGGGUGCACGACCGGCACACGCUCCGGCUGCCGGAGCACGUGCAGAGGGAGCUCGCAGCUUCCGUAAGGCUCCGGCGGGCGCAGAGCGUCACGGGGUACCCUGGCAGCGGGGAGGCGGGAUCGAGGAGGGGGAAUCGUGGCAGCGGAGGACGGAGCGGGUGGAUGGGGUGGUCGGACCGGUGGGUGUUCUUCCUACGGACGUUCUCCGGGAGGUGGAUGGGGGAAGGGGAGGCAGCGGAGGGGUCGAGCAAGAGGGUGUUCCCCGCCGCCGGAGAUCCGCUCGACGGCGUUGUCGGAGACGGAGGGGAGAAGUCCGGGUCCACGACGGAUGUGGUCGAGUCGUCGAGCACGGGGGGAGUUGAAUCGGUCUGACCGCCCGGGAAUUUACUUUGAUUCCCAUUUUUUGAAAACAUAAAAUUCGGUUUGUGAUUACGUGGCAAAGUAGAGGCCGCAGCAUCUCUAGGGUUGGUGGUAGAUAAAUCGGGGAGCGAGGGCGUAUAAAUAAUAGUAAAAGGUUUUUGUAAAUAUUAACGUUUUACGUCCAUACUGCAUUGGUAUUAGCCGUCUGAUGAGUGGCGUCUGACACACACAACCUGGCUGGAUGGCAAGGGGAUAAUUUGGAACGGUUCAAGUUUGGGGUGGAAAGAAGUGGCUCCUGACUCCUGACAGCUGUGAGCACGGGGUUCCUGCGGAGAAGAGAGAACCAAUAUGGGUGGUCAGACAAGCCAAUGAAAGCAGCUCGAGAGGGUGUUAUUUAUGCACAAGGAGUCAUGUAAGCCUGCAACGUUUGGCUCGAGGGACAUUCUUCUCAUGUAGUCAUAAAUAAUACGAAACAAAACUUUUUCCUUCUGAAAAAAAGCCAUUCUAGCAGUGCUCAAGAAAGUGGGGUAUACAUGCGCUUCAAGUUGAGCCAGUUCAAGCUUGGCUCAAAGUUUGAUUGAAGUUUGGUUGAAGCUUCGUAUCAAACUUGGUUGGAAUCUAAUAUUAUUGGUUUCAAAAGCUAAAUGAAAUAUUCAAGUUUGAAAUAAUAUUA